ACCAUAGCAACAUACCAAGUAGAAGACAAGGCAGAUAAAGCGGAUCGCACAAGUCACAUAAACACUUGGCAAUUUACGGGAGAAAUAACUGGUUAAAUACAUAUUUCUCCACUUGAAGUGGAAUUUAUAGAAUCUCCAAAGAUGUGUGAACGAGGAACGAUGCGAAUUACAGAGGAGAUUGACGAGUUGAAGAGAAAACUUGCCCUGUUAGAUGGUGACAGGAAAGCUUACUAUGAAAGCUCCCAAUGGUCGAUGAAAAAGAACAAGGAGACUAUACAGUCUUUGAGGGAAAAGAACAAAGACUUAAGGCUCGAGCUCGCCAAGAAAAAAGCGGGAGACGAAAAAGUCAUUGAUGAGGCAUUCAAACAGAGAGAUCCUCAAAGACAUUGUGCCAUGAAAGGCAUGUCAGGAAGGGCUGCAAUCAAUAAGCUAGAUCAACAAGUGUGUGAGUCAGUGAAGAAGAUGAAUGCAUUGAAGCACACAAGGAAAGUCCAAGAAAAGAAGCUAAAGCAGUUACAGACGGAGUACGACCAGAUGGUGAAGGAUGCUGAGGAGGCUGUCAAUACUGAUGCUGGAGAUUCUGACGAUGCUCAGAGAUUACGGGUGGUAGAAAACAAUCUGGACAAGAUGUCCCUUAAGCUGAGUGAAGCUAAAAGAAUCAAGUGUACUUAUGAACAAAUCUAUGACUGUCUCCGAGAGGAAUGUCGCACAUGGCCCAACAACCUAGACAACAAAGAGGAAGCCAUCCGUCGUAUGGAGGAAGAGCUUCAAGAAUUAAAGGCCAGUAACAAUGAUGCACAGCUUGCCAGGGAAGCAGCCAAGGCAGAGCUGGCAAAGCUGGAACAGUCUGUGUCAGAGUCCAAGAGGGAGAGAGAGGCUGCUCUUGCAGAGUACAAGAAACAGGCUGAAGAGAAAAAGGAACAGGCUGACAAAGUGGAGAAGAGGCUCCAGAGAUCAUCCCUUCAGCAAGAUGAGCUAACAGAUCCCAAAGCCACACUCUCUGGGGAGGAACAAGAGAGGAAGAUCACUACAUAUGAGGAGGCCAUGAACAAGAUCAAGGAUGCAACAGGAGUGUCUGACAUCAAGGAGGUUGUGCAGAGGUUCCUGUCGCAGGGUGACACCCAGAAGCACCUUGAGCAACUGAAGAACAACAAUGAGAAGAUGCUGGUUCGCCUUAAGGAAGACAAGGAAAAGCUUCGCCUGGAGUACGAAGAGAUGAAGUACUCUGGUGAGGCUCGUCUAUCCAGUGGACAGAGGAUGCUUGAAGAGUUCCAACAGCGCGUCGACGACGAGGAAAAACGCUGUGCGGAGGCCGAGCUGAGGCAGAACCAUGCCAGCCGCACUCUCGUCAACACUAAGGCUGGAAUUGAGCACCUUGCAGAUAAACUACAGCAUCUUAAGGCCCCUAAGGGCCAGGUCCCCCAGGCCCAGCUCUCCCCGACAUCAGAUGAAUACAUCCUGGAUCUGUUGGGCACGUGCGAACAGAAGCUUCUCAAGCUGAUGGAUGACCUCGGCGGCAAAGACAUCUCUGAUGUCAUGAAGGAGAUGGAGGACUUUGAGUUCCGCUCCAGCAUGGAAAGCAAGCUCCCCCAACACAAUACUCGAGUCAAAUUACCCGUGGUCGCCGAGAGAACAGCAGGUUACGAUGAUGACGAAGAAAGCGGAGAAGACGAAGACGUUCUCUCCCGUAACGCCAUCAAGCGCUACUCGCAACAACUCGUGGACUCCAAGACAAAGAAGCACAAGACACGCAAGGCGAAGAAACGCACCAAACCUUGAACUAGGCGCAUCCAUUUUAUUGUACAGAUAUUCCACUCUUUUUGAAGAUAAAUUUCGGUAUACGGUGAUAAAAAUCCAUUAGCCUUCAAACUACUCGUGUAUAGAUUGUUAUAAAACUGAGAACAUUUAUCAACUUUGAAUUAAAAAAUGGGUAAAGAAUGUUCAA
Messenger RNA from Nematostella vectensis (starlet sea anemone), 1945 nucleotides. Its product is annotated as outer dynein arm-docking complex subunit 3. Bases 142 to 1779 code for a protein of 545 amino acids. Gene Ontology annotation, cellular component: cilium. The record is from RefSeq and is a predicted model, not a curated record. The transcript has 10 exons. Gene Ontology annotation, biological process: outer dynein arm assembly; cilium movement. Lineage: Eukaryota; Metazoa; Cnidaria; Anthozoa; Actiniaria; Edwardsiidae.